This is a messenger RNA of Ziziphus jujuba (common jujube), 1128 nucleotides long. RefSeq names its product purine permease 21-like. The record is from RefSeq and is a predicted model, not a curated record. The coding region runs from base 1 to 1128 and encodes 375 amino acids. Gene Ontology annotation, molecular function: purine nucleoside transmembrane transporter activity. The transcript is spliced from 2 exons. Gene Ontology annotation, cellular component: membrane. Lineage: Eukaryota; Viridiplantae; Streptophyta; Magnoliopsida; Rosales; Rhamnaceae.
AUGGCAAACACUCCAGAACUGCAGCUUAAUGUAAGAGAUGAGGAAGAUGACAAGCAUAUCACAAAUUCAGACUCAUCAGCUGGAUCAAGAAAAUUGAACUACAAAGGGUGGAUUAGAAGAGGCAUGUAUAUGAUCUUCUUCAUUGCAGGGCAAGCAACAGGAACUAUGUUAGGAAGAUUGUAUUAUGCUCAGGGCGGACAGAGCAAAUGGUUGUCAGCUUUGCUUCUAGCUGUAGGCUUUCCUGUUCUUCUUCCAUUCUACUUCAUUUCUUCAUCACCAAACCCCACCACCAUUAAUGUUGGAAACCAGACAAAACCAUCUUCUACCUUAGCCUUAGCAAUGGUUUAUUUAACCCUUGGUUUGCUCACAGCAGCAGGGUGCUUCUUGACUGCGUAUGGACUUUCUUACCUCCCGGUUUCUACACUUAUAAUCGUCAUGUCGUCGCAACUGGCUUUCACUUCUUUGUUCUCCAACUUUCUCAAUUCCCAAAAGUUCAAUGCUUUCAUUAUCAAUUCGGUAGUGCUUCUCACCAUCUCCUCCACUCUCAUUGCCUUUCAACCCGGAUCUUCGAAGCUCACUGGAGUUUCAAAAGCGAAGCAAGCGAUAGGAUUCAUUUGCACUUUAGGUGCUUCGGUUUGUGCAUCGAUUUUGCUUACCCUAACACAGUUCUUCUUCAAGAGAGUUAUAAGGAAGCAAACUUUCAACACCAUGCUCAACUUGAUAAUCGUCGAGUCAUUGGUAGUGAGUUGUUUGAUACUGAUUAGUUUCCUUAUUAGCAAUGAAUGGAAGAGCUUGAGCAAAGAAAUGGAGGAGUUUGGAUUGGGAAAGGUUUCCUAUGUAAUGACUGUUGUAUGGAUGGCCGCUACUUACCAGCUUGCGCAAAUUGGUGCAGUGGGACUUAUAUUUGAAGUGUCUUCUCUGUGUUGCAAUGUAAUGGGUUUUUCGAGUCUUCCUGCUAUUCAAGUUCUAGCUGUGAUUGUUUUCCAUGACAAAAUGGAUGGUGUAAAAGUGAUGGCAAUGAUUUUGGCCAUCUGGGGCUUUGUUUCUUAUACCUAUCAGCUCUAUCUUAAUGACAUUAAGUGUGAGAUCCCAUAUUGGUUGGAAAUGAGAACGAAGCAUGCCUUAUAA